AUGUUUAAAUUGUUGAUCUCGUUCAUUUUAGUCUUCCUCGUGUCUCCUACACCGAAGGCUCCGCGGUUGCGGUCGUCGAAAGCGAGUUAUGUCGAAGUGCAUUCCGGGGAACCGUUCACCGUCGCUUGUCAUGUAUUGUCCAUGGACAGCUCUGUUACCAUCCAAUGGUUUCACAACGGCGUUCUUCUACCGAUUUCCGGCCUUUCGUCAACGCUGUUGGUCUCUAACGCUAGCGAAGUAGACGCCGGCGAGUACUUCUGUAAAGUACGCAACGAGCACGGCGCCGUGCUGUCCCCGUCAACCUUCGUCAUCGUUCGCUACUUUCGCGGAUUUGUUGUCGGAUUUGAACAGCCGGUGGCAACUGUUAGGGCACAGAUCGGUGGAUGGGCGAUUUUGAAGCCCCCGCCUCUGGAUGCGGUCUCGGCACACAUCGAUUGGCGAUGGCAUUACGGAGAAUCACCGUCAGAAAUGAUACUGUUUUAUGUGCGAAGUUUGAUUGCAGAAUGGUCUGGCAAGAGGCACUUCCGGCUAAAUGUGCAGAUUAUUGUCAAACCGGUCGAUGUGACGAUCGUGAGCAGUUCUGAAAACGCCCAGUUGUCUGUUAAAGAUGCAUCGAUGGACUGCGUCGCGUUUUACAAAGAUCUCAGCCACAUUCAUGUUUCUUGGCGACUGAAUGGAAACGUCAUUCCGGACGACGAUGUGCAUUAUUCCGUGCGUGACUUCAGCCGUCGUCUGAUCAUCCACAAGCCGACGGUGCGCGACUCUGGUAAUUACUCGUGUUAUGCGACGGCCAACGGAGUCACUGUUCAUGAAUCAGCUACCUUAAGCAUUGUCGACGGGAAUAUCUGUUUGGUAUUUUUCCCUUUUCUACCUGUCAGUGGCUUUGCGAAAAUUCAGCCUUACUGA
Messenger RNA from Soboliphyme baturini, 906 nucleotides. NCBI's taxonomy places the organism in Eukaryota, Metazoa, Nematoda, Enoplea, Dioctophymatida, Soboliphymatidae. The record is from the annotation of a GenBank genome assembly.